Pseudogymnoascus destructans is the source of this 408-nucleotide messenger RNA. RefSeq lists its product as uncharacterized. Lineage: Eukaryota; Fungi; Ascomycota; Leotiomycetes; Thelebolales; Thelebolaceae. The transcript has a single exon. Bases 1 to 408 code for a protein of 135 amino acids. The record is from RefSeq and is a predicted model, not a curated record.
AUGAAAGUGCAGCAGAAGUGGAAGGCGUAUAAUUUUAGCGCCGAUGCUACUCUAAUCCGGGAUCUUGUGAUGAGAAUCAUACGGCUUUUGCUCGAUGCCAGAGCAGGUGAACGAUAUCUAUCAAGUCAUCUCGCUACCGGUUUGAGUAAAAUGCUGGACCGUUUCACGUCAUGGGAGGCAGGAGAGAAAUCGAGGAAUCUCCUCGUGGAUUCGGGACGAAUCAGCCAAGACGAAGCAACCAUUCUAGCUGCGCAGAUGUGGGAACCAAACUAUGCGAUUUCUGACACUGGAAUUCUUCGCAUGUUCGACUCUUCUGUGCCGUUCUACGAUGAGCAUUAUUUCCCCUUGGGCUUUUUCGAUGUGAUGUCCGCUAGCCAGACUGAUACUGAGUAUCGACAUUGGGCAUGA